AUGAGCGAGUUCGUUGCCAUCGAAAAUAUACGUCUUCGACAAGAGGAGAAACGUGACAGGCAGCUGUAUGGCCUGGAAACUCGAAGAAUAGAGGUUGACCAUGAGCGUAUCCAAGUGUUACGCAUGUUUGCUGACAUAACACAAGCAUGGUUUGACCACUAUCGGAGUAAAGAUAAUACUGAGCAAUUAGAUCGUACUCCAUAG
Messenger RNA from Parnassius apollo (apollo), 204 nucleotides. The record is from the annotation of a GenBank genome assembly. Lineage: Eukaryota; Metazoa; Arthropoda; Insecta; Lepidoptera; Papilionidae.